Paramecium sonneborni is the source of this 1452-nucleotide messenger RNA. Lineage: Eukaryota; Ciliophora; Oligohymenophorea; Peniculida; Parameciidae. The record is from the annotation of a GenBank genome assembly.
AUGAAAAUUUUAUUCUAAAUUUUGUUAGCCAUAUUGUUUGCAUGGUUUUUGGUAAAUGUAGAGGAUUCUGUGGCUAGAUCACUUAGAAUUCUGAAUAACAAUACUUAUAAACCAUAAAGGAAGAAAAUUCUCUUAGCUUUCUCUAGUGAUGAAGACAUUUAAGUUUAAGCAAUAAGUUUAUUAAGAGAGCUAUAAUGCAGUAAAGAGGAUAUAAAUAAAAAGAAUAUAUGUGGAAAUAUAUUAUUUUACUUUGAAAAUGGUUUGGGAUCUGAAUUACAUAUUACUGAUGAUUUUGAAAAUAUCGUGGAAAUUUCGAAGAGAAUUUCAACAUCCAAAGAUUUAGGAGGAAAUGCAGCAUAAAUGGCUUUAAGAGCAUUUAAAGUAUAUAUAUAUUAUUAACAUAUAAGGAAGGUGGUGAUGUAUAUUUAUCAGCUAUUAUGUCAAAACAUUAUUAUAAGAACUUAUUCAAUGAAUCAAUAACCAUGAUACCUUCAAGUUUUUUAAGAGAAGAUAUUCAAGAUGUGCAUAUAGUAGUUAAUUUUGAUGAAGGAGAUGUUUUUGAUACAAUAAUCUGUUAGCAUACAAAUAGAUUGUAUUUAUAGAAUGAUUAGGAUAAUUUAAAGUUUCCAGGAUUAGAAUAUUUAGAAGCAGAUAUUGAAAAAAUACAUCCUGAUUUAUUGGUUAUUGGAGGAUUUUAAUUGAUGAAUUAAAAACCUAAGAAAGAAUAUUAGGAGAUUAUUUUAAAGUUAAAACAGAUCUUAGUAAAAAGCAAGAAUCAAUUAAAAAUUCAUUUUGAAAUGGGUGCUUUUAAUGAUGAAAAUCUAUUAAUGUAUUUAAUUGAACAUAUUUUACCGCAUGUUCAUUCUACUGGGAUGAAUGAAUAAGAAUUAUAACUAUUGUAUAAUUUCAUUACAAGAGGUCAAUUGGAAUAAAAACAGAUAAGUACAAAUUAAUAGAUAGAGAUUGUGAUUAAAUUAAUUUAAACAUUGAAAAUAGAGAGGUAUUGAUUUUAAAUUAAUUUUAGAGUGCACUUUCAUUCAUAAACUAUUUAAAUGAUUUGUUCAAAUUAAGCAUGGGGAGAAAUUAAACCAGCUUUGCAUCGAUCAAUACUUGUGGGAUUAAUUUAAGCUAUGAAACCAUAAAAUGAUUUUAAAGUUGAUAAUCUAUUUCAAGAUACAUCACAUCUUCAAGUAAUUAAAUGAUUACUCUAUAGAUAUUAUUGGAAUAAGAAGAAGUUACUCUAUUUCCUACUAAUAAUACCAUAAGCUAAGACAAUUUAAUUUAUGAAAUGAGCACAUGUUGGAAGGUUGAUUAUAGAUAAAAUAGUGAAUGUUGUAUUUCCCCAGUGUUAAUCAACCCACAUCCACAAAGAACAUGUGGUUUAGGUGAUAACAUAGGCAUCACUUCUUUGCUUUAUUAAUGAUAUUAAUAUACUAUAAAAUAAAAGUGAAG